Haliotis rufescens (red abalone) is the source of this 1511-nucleotide messenger RNA. RefSeq names its product dehydrogenase/reductase SDR family member 9-like. Bases 293 to 1255 code for a protein of 320 amino acids. NCBI's taxonomy places the organism in Eukaryota, Metazoa, Mollusca, Gastropoda, Lepetellida, Haliotidae. The transcript is spliced from 5 exons. The record is from RefSeq and is a predicted model, not a curated record.
CAAUAAGCGGCGUACACGAUUAUAACGGAGGUGAAAUCCACGAACACGGGUGCUGACAAACCAAACAAUAUCAUCGGGGCGAAUCUGGGCUUCGAACCACGACCAUAGCUUUCUGAUAGGCAAGUGUAAGGGACGUAACUCCACACAGCUCAUGUUUCAGUCUUCAACAGCUGGGCAAUCCGCUCCCCCAUUGUCUACGUAAGUAAGCUGACGACUAAGAAGAUUACAUCUGAUCAACGAGUUAAUAGACUGGCGUGACUCAUACCGAGUUUGAUAAACGUGCAGAUGACCAAUGAUGUACUACAUAAUUGCCGUGGUAGUAAUUGGUUACAUUUUGGUCACGUGGUUUGUAAGGAGUCGCCGAUUAAAAGACUACAGCGAGAGAUUCGUGUUCAUCACAGGAUGUGAUACAGGUUUCGGCAAUGGCUUGGCUCGACGGUUGGACCAGCUAGGUUUCCAUACAUUUGCUGCCUGCCUUACCGAGAAAGGCGCAGGCGAUCUAACAGAAGCUACGUCUGCUCGGCUCGUGGCCGUCUGCUGUGACGUCACAGAUGACGAUAGUAUCAAGCAGACACUUGCCACUGUCAAGUCACAUUUACCCAAUAACAAAGGAAUUUGGGCGUUAGUGAACAACGCAGGGGUGACAGGGGCCGUGGCACCAUCAGAAUGGCUCAGUCGGGAGGACUGGAAGAUACCCAUGUCCGUCAACGUCUUGGGGAUGGCAAGCGUCACUAACCACUUCCUCCCUCUCCUGCGCAUGUGCGGGGGUCGUAUCAUCAACACGUCUAGUGUUUUAGGGAGGGUUGCAGCAGGCCCAACCGCCUACGUCGUCAGCAAAUACUGCGUGGAAGGGUACUCGGAUACGCUAAGGCGAGAACUGUUGGAUCAGGGCGUGUCAGUCCACAUCAUAGAACCAGGAGCCUUCAAGACGAACAUCACAAACCCGGACCUGCUCACUGCAUCAAUGGAGAAAGUGUACCGGAAGUUGGACCCGGAAGUGCAACAGUAUUAUGGGAAGGAGUACUGUUCUGGGUUGCGGACGUUGAUGACGCUGCUGUCGAGAUGGGAAGCUGACGGAAACCUGGACAAAGUGGUCGACGCCUACACACACGCCAUCACCGCCGUGUACCCCAAAACAAGAUACGUCGUCGGCGUUGACGCCAACACCAUCUUUACGCUCUUGUGGAAUGUCCCAGACAGAAUCACUGACCUAAUUCUGGGCCUUACCUACCCAAGACCUCAAGGUGAACGCUGACGAGCAGAGUAGGAUGAACGUGAUGGAUACAAACGCAACACUUUAAGUUUCAUGUAUCGUCAAAUCGUGUUUGGUUGUUUGUUUGUUUGUUUGUUUGUUUGUUUGUUUGUUGUUUAACGCCGCACUGUGCAGAAUUCCAGCUAUAUUUCCUGUUGCAUAUCAGAAUACAUAUAUGCUAUCAAUAUACCAGCAAAGUAUAUUCAUUAAGAUGCUUGUCUUCAUUAUUGAAUCAAUAAAUAAAAAUAAUUAUCUUUAA